Molecule: messenger RNA, 846 nt
Organism: Stegostoma tigrinum
Lineage: Eukaryota; Metazoa; Chordata; Chondrichthyes; Orectolobiformes; Stegostomatidae
Product: glycine N-acyltransferase-like protein 3
Exons: 5
Coding region: 1-846 (281 amino acids)
Cellular component (GO): mitochondrion
Molecular function (GO): glycine N-acyltransferase activity
Source: RefSeq, a predicted model, not a curated record
AUGUUUUUAUUACUGACUGAAGAGAAGCUACUGACUUUAGAAAAAAUCUUAAAGAAUUACUUGCCAGCUGCAAUAAAGACUUACGGGACUAUUCUAAGCAUUAAUAGAGUCAAAAUACCUGAUCUGGAAGUUAUUGUUGACUCUUGGCCUGAUUUCAAUGCUGUAAUUUGUCGGCCAUGUGAAAAGGAAGAAACAUCCAAGGAAACUGAAUUUACUCUUACAGUAUUUUCCAGAGAUCAGAGCAGUUUGCAUAAACUGCUUAUGGAUGACAAUAUUGUAAACUGGAAAACCCGUUUCAUGUUUGGAGGGAUUGACAGGAAGUUCCUUGAACUAAUGAAGGCUGUUGUAGCUUGCAAAAAGUCUACAAUAAGCUUCACAUCCAGGUCCUACACAAUGGUACUACAAGAUCCAAAGGACCUCCUUGAUAUCACCUCAGAACAGGCUUAUGUUGCUUCCAGAAUAAGUCCUCUAGACAUGUCACAUGCAGAGAUAGUAAACAGAAAUUGGAAGUUUGGAACGGAUGAUAACGGUCUCAAAUUUGUGAAAAAUAUUAUAGCAAAUUUCCCCAGCUACUGCAUUCUAGAUGAAACUGAUAAUCCUGUUUCCUGGCUGCUGACCUAUCCGUAUGGCGCAAUGGGAUUACUGUACACUCUACCAGAGCAUCGCAGGAAGGGCUAUGCCAAGUUACUAGUGACCAAAAUGGUGAAAUUUCUGCAAAACCUUGGAUAUCCUAUAUAUUGUUUUGUAGAAGAUGAAAAUAGCAGGUCGUACCAAUUAUUUCAGAAGCUUGGUUUUAAUGAAGCCCCUGAAAUUCAUGCUAUAAGGGCAUGGUGCCAGCCUUCAUAA